Impatiens glandulifera is the source of this 1613-nucleotide messenger RNA. RefSeq names its product putative glucuronosyltransferase PGSIP8. The record is from RefSeq and is a predicted model, not a curated record. Gene Ontology annotation, molecular function: glycosyltransferase activity. The transcript has 4 exons. Bases 122 to 1489 code for a protein of 455 amino acids. Lineage: Eukaryota; Viridiplantae; Streptophyta; Magnoliopsida; Ericales; Balsaminaceae.
CCUUUUGAGUUGAUAAGCUUUCUCAACCAUUACCCAUUUCAUUUCAUUUCUAUCGAUCUAGUCAACUCAAUUAGCUGGCCACCAGGGAAAAAAGUUCAAAAAAAAUCUUUAAUACUAAGCAAUGAAGAUGAAGGUGUUGAUGAUUCUUGGAUUUGGAUUAGUUUUCGUGAUGCUAUCGCAAAUCGAAGCGACAGAAUUGAAGAUCGGGCGAAAUAAGAACGCUUAUGCGACGAUGAUGUACAUGGGAACUCCGAGGGAUUACGAGUUUUACGUGGCCAUUCGUGUAAUGUUAAGAUCUUUAUCGAAACUUCGAGUUGAUGCUGAUCUUGUUGUUAUAGCCUCCGAUGAUGUUCCUUCACGUUGGGUUCAAAUUUUAGAAGAUGAAGAUGGGGCAAGAGUAGUGAAAGUGAAGAACUUGCACAAUCCAUAUAGGCAUCAAAAGAGGUUCAAAUUAACACUAAACAAACUCUAUGCAUGGAGUCUAGUGGACUACCAAAGGGUAGUCAUGCUAGAUGCCGACAAUCUCUUCCUCAAAAAAACUGACGAAUUAUUUCAAUGUGGUCAGUUUUGUGCUGCCUUCAUCAACCCUUGUAUCUUUCACACUGGUCUCUUUGUACUAGAGCCAUCUAUGGAUGUUUUCAACGAUAUGGUCCACGAGCUAAAGAUCGAAAAAUCGAACCCCGAUGGAGCUGACCAAGGUUUUAUUGGAGGCUACUUCCCUGACUUGCUUGAUAAACCUAUGUUCCAUCCACCACUUAAUGGUGCCAAACUUAAUGGAACAUAUAGACUUCCUUUGGGAUACCAAAUGGAUGCUUCAUACUAUUAUCUACAAUUGAGAUGGAACGUACCUUGUGGACCAAACAGUGUGAUAACCUUCCCUAGUGCUCCGUGGUUGAAACCAUGGUAUUGGUGGUCUUGGCCGGUCUUGCCUUUAGGUUUGGAUUGGCACCAAACCCGUAGUUUAACUAUCGGGUAUGGCUUUGAGAUGAUUGUUGUUGUAAUUCAAAUUGUCGUUUAUCUCGGAAUCAUUAUGAUCACACGCAUGACACGUCCCAACUUAUCGAAGUUAUGCUAUAGACAGUCGGAGAAGAACAUUUCCUUGAUCCAAAUGGGCUUAAGGUUAAUAGCUCUUUGGUCAAUUCUAGCUGCCUACACUAUUCCUUUCUUGGUCAUUCCAUACACGGUUCAUCCUAUCAUGGGAUGGACACUCUACUUGCUUGGAGCUUUCACACUUUCAUCGGUAGCAAUUAACGCGUUUCUACUUCCGUGGUUGCCUGUUUUGAUGCCAUGGUUUGGAAUUUUAGGCGUGCUUUUCGUGAUGGCAUGUCCAUGGUACAGUAAUGGAAUUGUGAGGGCUUUGUUUGUGUUUGCAUAUGGAGUUUGUUGUGCUCCGGCUGUUUGGAUUUCAUUUGUUAAGUUGGCGUCUUGUCUUCAUGUUUCGCUCGAAAGGGAAGCUUUGCCAUCUUCUGAAUCCAACAAGUUGUUCUAGGACAUGUAGAUUCUAAUCAUUCUAUUCAUGAAAUUGAUGCUUUUUGGAGCAUUGCAUAGAUUAUUUGAACAAAGGCAUAGAGGAUUAAUUAGUUGUUAUACUCCCCCACUGUAUAAUCAUUCAU